UUUGUAUAACACGCACAGCGCAUGUUCACUUGGCCUCUUGAUAACAAACAAACAUCAGAUCAGCAUUUCUUGCAAAGCACUCACAACCUUCUUUGCUGUUGCCUUACAUCAAAUUCUGUCAAGAUGGGAAUGUUUAUAAGUAAAACCAUGGAUGACAAUAUGAAAAAACAACAAGAAUUUAUGGUUCAGAAUCAGAUAGUAAUGAUGGAGAGGCAGAUACAAAUGCAGAAUCAAAUGAGAGAAAGACAAAUGGCUAUGCAACUCGGUAGGAGUAGAGAUUUAUUUCUAUGGUAUUCAUCAUUUUAUACUGUGACCUUUGUUGGUUUACUGGCUGGUUAUAGGAAAAAGAAGAGUCCAGGAAUGAUUGUUCCAUUAGUGCCUUUGACAUUUAUACUGGCAUAUCAAUAUGACAUGAGCUAUGGAUCGAAGAUGCACAGAAUAAGAGCUGAAGCCGAUCGUAUUUUAGAUAUGGAGGCUAAUCUAAUUGAUCUUCCACACGGUCUACCAGCAUUUUCUGCCAUUGAAGCAGCUCGAUUAAAACAAAAAGAUGAUGAAAGACUAGGACAGUCUCAUGAUUUAUUUUUAUAGGCUGUUUAAUAAAUCUUUAUUAUUAUUAUGUUAUUAUAAUAUCACAGAGAACCUGCUAUAUAUUUACAAAUGGCUUGCUGCCUCUGGUGAUGAUUUAAAUAACAUUAUUUGAAUUUUUACUAAUGUGCAAACUUAUUUAAUUCUAGUUUUACUUGUUAGCAAGAUUGAGUGAAUUAUUAGAGUAUAGAUUGGGCAUUUAAUAGAUGAGUAUAUAAUGUCAAUGUUAUAGAAAUGUGUCAAGUUAAGUUUUUGGACCCAGGAACUUAUCCCCAAGUUCUACUCAUAUUCUCGUUCUUCUUUGAGGUGAUGCUCUUCGGAAAAUGUCUAAGACUCUGCCAAUAAUAAUAUAGGUAGGAUCAACAUAAAACUAAUGUCAAUCUCAUAGAAAUGUGUCAUGGUAAGUUUUUUGACCCAGGAACUUGAACCCAAGUGCUACUGAUCUUGUUCUUGUUCUUCUUCGGGGUGACGCUCUUUGGAAAAUGUCGAAGGCUCUGUCAAUUCAGGUUCGCUCAACAUGAAACUGUCAUCCAUGUUCCUUGGACAAUUGUGCAUAGAUUGACAGAUCUAGAUUUUUGAUUUGUCACAGAUCCAAGAUAGCGGCAAUAUUACAUCAUGCACUCAGCAAACAUCGACAGAUUCCGUUACUCUACAUCUAGCCUCGGCGGUUUGACGGUAAGUGAUAUGUACCUACGCCUUUACAAUUGCAAUGCGGAACCAGUUUACUUAUUAGGAAAACUUGCCGCUUUUUAAAAGAAGUUAUCAAAAUUGCGUCGUUCGAAGUAUGUUUAGAAUUUUCAGUGCAAAGUUGCCUUGUUGGAAGAAAAUCAGAUAAACUUGAAAGAAAAACAGAUUCCGACUUUAAAAUAUUUGUAUGAUAAAACAUUCUUCAAAGGUGUCGUCAUGGGCAGAGCCGUUGGUAAUCCGGGAACUUGAAAGUAGUUCCAUUGACUUCAUCAUACAGCCGAGGCUAGAUGUAGGGUACUGGAAUCAGCUGAGGUUUGCCAAGUGUGACAUCAUGCUAAGUUCCUGGUCCAUUUAGUAUUGCUGUAUUUGUUUGUUUAGAUUUUGAUGUGUUUCUACUGUUAAAAUUCCAUUAUAAUUGUUGUUAUAUUAACUAUAGAUCUAUUAUUUUUUUUUUAUUGCGACAUUGAAUCUAUAUAGUCCAUUAGUCAUAGUCAUUGUCUCAUUUAUUUAUAUUAAAAAUGAUUUCCACUAAUUAAUUAAACAUACAUUAUGCAAGAGCUAAAUCUUCCCAUUGCAGGUCUUUCUUUAGGGCUAAAAUGUUAUAUAAUUAGACAUUUAUUAAGAUAUUAACAUAAAAAGACCUUAAUCAACUCUCGAUGACAUCUUAUGUCUCUGAUUUUCAUUGGAUUUGAAGCAAUUUGACUGAAAUUUUCAGCAUAUUCCCCUUACACUAUCCUGUUUUUAACUUUUAUUGGGAGAACUGCCAGUUUUUUUAUCUAAUCUUCCAUAAUGUAUCGUUGCCUGGCAACCUAUCUUUAUAAAUCAACAGGACAUAAAAUAAAAACAUCUCAGGAAUUUUUUUUACUGCAGUCACAAAUUUAAAUUAUUCAAUUAACUUUACAAGACAGUGUUUGGUUGGAAGUCAAUCUGAUUAAAACCCCGAUCUUUACUACACUAGGAUCUGGCCCCACCAGGAUCUGGCCCCGAGUUAACGAAACAUUCUCAGACUUAAGUUAAGAAUUUACUCAAAAUUGUUCACCUUAUUUUAACUAAAAUAUAGCCCUUUAUAAUAAUUUUAUUGUUUGAAUGUAUCAGAUACAUCAAUAAGAAACUAUGUGCAAAGUUUUGUAUUUCUGCAUCAAAGAUAUUUGUCAUAAACAGUGAUUGAAAGUUGAGUAAAUUCUCAACUUAAGUCUGAGAAUACUUUGUUAACUCGGGGCCUGGACAUUCUGGAGGAGUUGUUAUAUAACCCGCGUUCUGGAUGAUGUGAGGGAUUAGCCAAUGAAACAGUCUAUUAGGUCGAGUUUUUGGCAUGAGUUGGACGGAACUGUGGGUAACCCACUAGAAACAUCAACGCUGAUCAUUUAAUCAAAUGUCUGACGUCAUAGGGUCCUCUGAUGCAACGUUCCACUUCAGCUGAUCAGAUCUUUAUGUAGUAGAGACCAUCGAAAGUAUAAGUAAAAGAAAACGAAAUAUAGAACUGUAUUUUAAUCAGAUUGGGUUGAAAGUGAAAUUGUAUGGUUGAAAAGUUUCUCACCAGUCUAUUGAUUUUCAUGUCAGAAUUUAUUUUAUUUUGAAAAAAUUGAAAUGUUAACUCCGUAUAUAUAUUUGUCUACUUUCCAACCUUGCCAUAAAUAUCUAUGUACAUUGUUUAUUUCUAAAGAUAGAAUGAAUAUUAAUUGUUAAUAUGAUUAUGCAUAAUAAAUUAGAAUUUCUUUUUCUUUUUGAGUAGAAAUGAAUUUUUUGUGUUAAAUAUCUCAUACAUAUCAAUUAUAUGAGGCCUGUAUUUCUCUAUUUAUACGAUAUUGUUUUACAUAAAUAUACUGUCUGUU
Patella vulgata (common limpet) is the source of this 3104-nucleotide messenger RNA. Its product is annotated as plasminogen receptor (KT). Lineage: Eukaryota; Metazoa; Mollusca; Gastropoda; Patellidae. The record is from RefSeq and is a predicted model, not a curated record. Gene Ontology annotation, biological process: positive regulation of plasminogen activation. Bases 22 to 588 code for a protein of 188 amino acids. The transcript is spliced from 4 exons. Gene Ontology annotation, cellular component: plasma membrane.